This is a messenger RNA of Oldenlandia corymbosa var. corymbosa, 516 nucleotides long. The record is from the annotation of a GenBank genome assembly. NCBI's taxonomy places the organism in Eukaryota, Viridiplantae, Streptophyta, Magnoliopsida, Gentianales, Rubiaceae.
AUGACAACUAAUGGUAGAUUAGAGGUAUUGCUGUUGGAAGCUGAAGGUAUCAAAGACAGAGACAAAUGUCUUGUAGGUUGUUUGAAUUGGGUAAAUCCUUGUAGACUUGCAGCAAAGCCAUACGUUCGUAUUCAAUAUGAAAACCAAGAGCACACCAGCUCUGUAGGAAAGGGGAGAGGGGAGAAGAGACAGUGGAAUGAAAAGUUUACGUUUGACGUCAAUUAUCCGGCCGGCGACGGCAGAGAAGAUCACGUCUAUAAACUGGUGCUCCACAUCAUGGACAAACAUAAGUACAAUCAAGAUGAACCUGUUGGCCAGACCACGGUAUACAUUAAAGAUAUACUGUCCUUGGGAGCUGAAAAGGGAAAGCUGGAGGUUGAACCUCGAGUUUACAGAAUUGUUGAAUCAGACAAGUCCUACACUGGCCAGAUUUCUAUUGCCCUUACUUUCCUCAAGGGCGAAGAUGAAACACAAGGAGAUAUAGGGGGAUGGAAGGAAAGCGAUGUUCAAGAAUGA